AUGACCAUCCUUUCAAACCUGCUUGCUCUCUCCCUCGUCGCCCUCGCUCAAGCUGUCCCCAACGUCACCCCCGUCCUCGCCCAAGGUGGCUGCUCUGUCUACCCAUCGUAUGACGCCUCGACGGGCAUCGCCGGUCCCUGGAUCAUCCAGGUCGACCAGUGCACCAACACGACAUCCUCCCAGCCCUGCAGCAUCAACGGAUACGGCGACAACGUCCAAGUGAGGCGGCUGGCCGACGACACGGGGAUUCACGAGGGUUACAUAACCAUCGCCUCCGUCAACGACCAAGCCAAAACCCCAAUCCGGUGCAACGACGCCACAGGCACCAACAACAGCAUCCUCGAAGCCCUGACCCCUACCGGCGUCAGCGGCUACGCCUGGAACCAGAUCAACAUCACCAACAUCCCCUUCUCUGCACCGCUGAUGUGGGGGCUGCCGGCCGACGCCUCCAUCCCCAUCGAGCCCUACUACCACUACGUCGACGGCAAGCGGCAGCCGGGCCUGUUCCUCGGCUCGCACAAUGUCACCACCUGGGGCAUCAAGUACUACGAACCCGACGCCGCGAGCACUGUCGACGGUGAGCCGUACUGGUUUAUUCGGUUGCUGGGACCAGGUAGUGCCGAUCCGACGACGGGGGAGGCUCUUGAGGAGGGCGAAUAUGAGACUUUUAUUCGUGUAUAUGGCAGUUAA
Messenger RNA from Rasamsonia emersonii CBS 393.64, 690 nucleotides. RefSeq lists its product as uncharacterized. The record is from RefSeq and is a predicted model, not a curated record. NCBI's taxonomy places the organism in Eukaryota, Fungi, Ascomycota, Eurotiomycetes, Eurotiales, Trichocomaceae. The transcript is spliced from 2 exons. Bases 1 to 690 code for a protein of 229 amino acids.